AUGUCUGAGCGACCAGACGAAAAGAUGACAGCCUCCAAGCCCGACAAGCCCCUAGGGGCCAGCGAGAUUGAAAAUGCCGCCAGCAGAGACGAUUACGCCAUCAAGGACUUGGCCAUGGCCAAGCAGGCGGCCGACGAGGAGCACAAUCUUGGCUUCAGGGAGGCCAUGCGCCGCUACCCGCAGGCCGCCAUGUGGUCGGUCCUGGUGUCGGCGUCCAUCAUCAUGGAGGGCUACGACAUUGUGCUCAUCUCGUCCUUUUUCGCCCAGGAGUCUUUCCGCAAGCAAUAUGGCGAGUACCUGCCCAGGACCAACACGUUCGAGAUCACCGCGUCGUGGCAAAACGGGCUGAGCAACGCCGUGAGCGUCGGCACCAUCAUCGGCGCCUUUGCCAACGGCUACUUUACCCACCUGUUUGGGUACCGCAAGGUCCUUUUGGCUUCCCUGGCGUCCAUCUGCGCCUUUAUCUUUAUCUCAUUCUUCUCGCCCAAUCUGCCCGUCCUGCUCGUCGGCCAGUUCCUCUGCGGCAUCCCGUGGGGCGUGUUUGCAACCACCGCCCCUGCCUACGCGUCCGAGGUGUGCCCCAUGGCGCUGCGCGGGUACCUCACCGUGUUUGUCAAUCUGUGCUGGGCCCUCGGCCAGCUCAUCUCGGCGGGGGUGCAGGCCGGAUUCUCAGAAAACAACACGCAGUGGUCCUACCGGGUCCCGUUCGCCAUCCAGUGGGCUUGGCCGGUGCCUCUGUUCGUCGUGAUCUGGUUCGCGCCCGAGUCGCCGUGGCAUUACGUGCGGCUCGGCGACUACAAGCAGGCCGAAAGCUCAGUUGUGCGCUUGGGCUCGGCAGCGAGCGGCCCUCGCGCCAGGGAGCGAGUCGCCAUGAUGAUCCACACCAACGAGAUCGAGACGGAGAUGGACGAGGGCACAUCCUACCUCGACUGCUUCCGCGGCGUCGACCUGCGCAGGACCGAGAUCGCCUGCCUGGCCUUUGCCGCGCAGCCCUUUUGCGGCUCGGCCAUGGGCGGCACGCCGACGUACUUUUUCGUCCAGGCCGGGCUGCCCAACUCCAUCUCUUUCCAGAUGGCCGUCGGGGGCCUGGGCAUCGCGUCCGUCGGCACCAUCCUCUCCUGGUUCCUGCUCCACCGCUUCGGCCGCCGCACCCUCUACCUGUGGGGCCUCGGCGUCCUGACCGUCAUCCUCCUGGCGGUGGGGUCCGUCAGCGCAGGGGCUCCAGAGUCGGAGUCGGCAAAUUACGCACAGGCCGGGUUGAUGCUUGGCUGGCUUGGGGUCUACUACCUCACCGUCGGGCCGAUCUGCUACGCCAUCAUUUCCGAGGUUUCGUCGACCCGGCUGCGCAACAAGAGCGUGUGCCUGAGCCGCAUCGCCUACUACGUGGCGCAGAUCAUAUGCAACGUCAUCAACCCGUACAUGCUCAAUCCUACGGCUGGGGACUGGAGGGGCAAGACGGGUUUCUUUUGGGGAGGCUGCGCCUUUGCCUUUUUCCUGUGGACGUACUUUCGGCUGCCAGAGACAAAGGGCAAGACGUUUGAGGAGCUGGAUAUACUUUUUGCGAGGGGAGUCCCGGCGGCCAAGUUUGCUUCGUACAGAGUGGAUGCCUAUGCUGAUGGGCAUCAAGUUUUGAAGGAGGGUUGA
This is a messenger RNA of Pyricularia oryzae 70-15, 1644 nucleotides long. RefSeq names its product maltose permease MAL31. Lineage: Eukaryota; Fungi; Ascomycota; Sordariomycetes; Magnaporthales; Pyriculariaceae. Bases 1 to 1644 code for a protein of 547 amino acids. The record is from RefSeq and is a predicted model, not a curated record. Gene Ontology annotation, biological process: carbohydrate transport; transmembrane transport. The transcript has a single exon. Gene Ontology annotation, molecular function: carbohydrate:proton symporter activity. Gene Ontology annotation, cellular component: membrane.